AUGGUUAUUAUAUCUCUACUAUUCUGUAUACUUCGUUGUACAUCGAGUUAUGACGUUGGCGUUGACUAUCAUGCGAUCGGAACUAAUUUUACAGAUACUGUUUUUAUAACGCAAUUUCACCGGCCAGACAUUCGCUUCACAGUUUUGAAACAGCUCCAAGGAAUGGUUGAUCAAGGUGCCACAUUUGUUUCUCUACGUAUCUGGUUCGUUAAUGAGCCUGGUACAACACCUGAUCAAACUUGGCGAGCGACAUUUCCGAUAACUGAACAGGAAACGGCAAACUUACAUCAAUAUGUACAAGACGUUGCAUCAAUUCAGAGUACAAUCGAUGGUCAUCGCCUGCAUCUAGAUAUUUGCCUGUUAUGGUUAGGCGCUGCCGACUAUACUAUUGGUAAUCCAAUUGAUGGUCUUGGAUACUAUCGUUUAAAUGCCAGUGAUUUUACAUCACGUGUUCAAACGACGAUAGAAAGUGUUGUUCGAGCGGUGAGUGAAGUUAAACGUCCUGAUGGGGUUCUUCUAGUGCAAACAAUAUAUCUUGAUGGAGAGGUGAUGAUCGGUGCAAAAGCGAAUCAAGAUUGGUUCCUUGAAACGAACUAUCCAUAUUUUAUUAAACUCGUUUCGAAUAGUCAAUUCACUCCAUCAAUCUAUUUCAUAGUUGAUGGACUUGAAGAACAUGUACUUCAAUACGAUUACAUCGAUCCUCAAUUUCCUGCAUUGAACGGGCACCGAUCAAUGUAUUGGAUUUAUCGGGGUUUAAAUUUUUUGAAAACUCAUCAAUUGCCACUACCAUCGCGUAUUGAUUUUUCCUGCUAUAUCGAUCGUCAAAAUGCGACAUACCUCAAUUUGACAAAUCAUAUUUUCAAUGACGCCUCGUUGUCUCUAUCUGUUCUCGGAGUGCCUGAUCUAUAUGCUGUGGCAGAAACAUACUAUUUUGUCAAUGCGACACAGAGAAGAGAAUAUGGACAAGCAUUUGCAUCCGAAGCAUUAGUUCACACGCGUUUGAAUCGCUUAAGUUUUUGGACAACACCUGAUGCUGGUGGCAAGGGAAUCGAUGUUGCUUAUCCGUUUGCUAUUCAUGAUUUUCUUCUUCCUUCUUUUCAAAAUCAAAUAAAGAAAGACUAG
This is a messenger RNA of Adineta ricciae, 1122 nucleotides long. Lineage: Eukaryota; Metazoa; Rotifera; Eurotatoria; Adinetida; Adinetidae. The record is from the annotation of a GenBank genome assembly.